Messenger RNA from Acanthaster planci (crown-of-thorns starfish), 6054 nucleotides. RefSeq lists its product as uncharacterized. Gene Ontology annotation, molecular function: Notch binding; calcium ion binding. Gene Ontology annotation, biological process: cell communication; Notch signaling pathway. Gene Ontology annotation, cellular component: membrane. The record is from RefSeq and is a predicted model, not a curated record. NCBI's taxonomy places the organism in Eukaryota, Metazoa, Echinodermata, Asteroidea, Valvatida, Acanthasteridae.
AAACUGAAAGAUUUAGUGGGAGGGGUUUGUGUAUUACAAUUCAAUGCAUGCAAUAAAAAUAUUGCUUUUGUAAACACAAAUUCUGUAAGUUGGACAUUCAGACCCAGCACUCUUACAACAAAGAUGAGUUGGACUUUCAUCGUUGAUGAAUUGGGCAGACUGGAUUCGAUUCUCUCAGAGCCAAAUUGGAUUGGAAAAUGGCCGCUUUUGUCUUUGUUUUGCUGGUAAUCAUCGUACAGUGGUGCUCGCCUGUGCUACCGAGCGCCACCGUGGAGUUCAAGUUCCAGCGUUGGAGUAACCCUGAUCACUCGGAGUUGGUCGGCGGCUGCUGUGAUCCUGGAUGGAGCUGUGGAUCUUGUGACAACUAUUUCAUCGUGUGUCUCGACGACGACGUUCCUGGGACGAACGAUUUCAACGAUUGCGGGCUAGCAUACAUUGUGACAGGUGUUGUGUUUGAUGACAACGAUGAAUUUGACUUUCCUUCGACCAUUCCGAGCGGCAUUCAAAAUCCUAAAUCGGUGCCCGUUCUCAGUUGGCAGGGAAAGAUGCGAGUUAAACUUCGUGUUUGGGAUGAGGACAGUAACGCUGACGAUCUAAUCGAAGAAGCUUUCACAAAUAUCGUUCAGAGCUCCUCCGCUUCACAGUCUGGUGCCCAGUGGCAGACCUACACGAUGGGAACACACUCGGAUUUCACUUUCCGAGUGAGGGUGUACUGCAACCCUAACUACUACACUUCAGACUGCAGCGUAUAUUGUGUCCCUACGGAUAACCAUAAUGGACAUUAUACCUGCGAUCAGACGACAGGGGCAAAAAUAUGCAACGAUGGUUGGGAAGGAAUUGACUGCAAUGAGGACAUAGACGAAUGUCAGACUGGUCCCUGCCUACAUGGAGCUACCUGCCACAACGGGAUGAAUCAGUUUUCGUGUUUCUGCACGGACGGCUGGACAGGUAAUCGUUGUGAAAUUGAUGUGGAUCAGUGUGAGACCAACCCCUGCCACAACAAUGGCACGUGCUACGACUUCCCUGGUUUCUUCAACUGUUCCUGUGACCGCGACUUCUCAUACCUUAGCGAUUUGUGUGAUAUAGACUAUUGCGCUGAUCGGCCUUGCCUGAACGGCUCAACCUGUCUCGUCCACCACAGCAACUUCUCCUGUGUUUGUGCGCCUGGAUUUGAAGGGUCUUUGUGCGACGUGGACAUUGACGAGUGUGCAGACGAGCCUUGCCAAAAUGGCGGCAACUGCACUCAGGGCUUAGGUUGGUUCAACUGCACGUGUCCACUCGGCUAUGAAGGAGAGCUCUGCGAGACAAAUAUCGACGAGUGCCAGUCUACUCCGUGUUCCAAUAGCGCAACUUGUGAAGACCUUGUUAACGCUUUCCAAUGUAACUGUCCCGUCGGAUUUGAGGGAACACUUUGCUUGGACGAAAUAGAUGAGUGCUCACCAGACCCUUGUCAGAACAACGCCACGUGCAUUGACCACGUGGGGUAUUUUGAAUGCAGUUGUUCAGUUGGCUUUUAUGGAGAUGUGUGUCAGGUUGACAUCGAUUACUGCAUCAACCAAACCUGCACGAAUAACGGCACGUGCGUAGACCGACUGGAGGGGUUUCACUGUCUUUGUGAAACGGGGUACGAAGGUGUUUUGUGUGACGUUGAAACAGACGAAUGUGCCAAUGAUCCAUGCCUGCACAACGGAACGUGCCACGACCUUAUCGGACACUACAGGUGUACAUGCGGAGAUGGAUACGAAGGUGUGGAUUGCGAGAAAGAAAUUGACGAGUGUCAGAGUUCUCCGUGUAAAAACGGCUCAACCUGUAUCGAUGGGCUCGCUGGUUUUGACUGUCAGUGUGCUGCUGGCUUCGAAGGCACCUUGUGUGACGUUGAAACAAACGAAUGUCAGAGCUUCCCCUGCUAUGAUAACGAAACAUGUAUCGAUAUUCUCGAUGGUUUUAGGUGCGUGGAUGGAGUAGAUAUGUGCGAGAAUCACUUUUGCCAAAACAACGCCACUUGUCACGACAACGACAGAGGGCCCGGAUACAGUUGCAAGUGUCCGCCUGGGUACGACGGGCUCCUGUGCGAGACGGAGAAAGACGAGUGCGGAAGCUCUCCUUGCCUCUACGGCACGUGUCGAGAUCAUGUUGACGCCUUCUCCUGCGACUGUGCCCCUGGCUACGAGGGAAUUCGGUGCGAGAAUGAUACGGAUGAAUGCGCCAGCGCGCCCUGUGUGCAUGGCAAGUGUGUCGACUUUGUUAACGGCUUUGAGUGCAUCUGCGCGCUGGAGUGUACAAACGGUCGCUGUGAGGACGGCGUUUGCCUUUGCACUAAUGGCUUCGAAGGGGAGGACUGCAGCGUCGAGACGGACUACUGUAAGAGCUCUCCCUGCUCCAAGGGAACAUGUGUCCCGUUAUUUAACAGUUUUAGAUGCGAGUGUGAUCCUUUCCACGAGGGAGAAUACUGCAAGCAACUGAUCGAGGAUCCGUGUUCCCAAUCACCAUGUAACAAGAACAGCCAGUGUUCGCUGUCUGCAGACGAGCCUGAUGGGUACCAGUGUAUCUGUAACGACGACUUCUACGGAGAUAGAUGUGAUAUAGCGUUGAAAGAGUACGGUUGCAGUAUUUUCAUAGUGGGGAAGCUAACAGACCUUGCAAAUUUCAAGAGUCAUAUGGCCAGCUUCUUGAAGUUGCUGCUGUCUUCGACGGCUGCGCGAAAAGUCCAGAACUUGACAGUCGAAGUUGUUAGAACUGAAGACUACAUCAAGUCUAAUACCGGGGAACCGCUUACCCGCGUCACCUACGUGGUUUGGUCAACCUCUACAGCAGUGCAGCCCCUCCCUAAGGCGGAGGUGGAGAAGGCGGUGAACGAGGCUUCUCUCUCCGAGGUGAAGGAACAGCUUGGCUACGAUGUCUUUCGUGGAAAGGCCGAGCCGAAGCCCCCAUUGUCAGAUAACCAGAACUGGGCAGCCUCUCACUGGUACGUCUUUCUCAUCAUCACCCUGGUAGUGGUGCUCGCUGUGGCGACGGCUGUUGCUCUCAGAAUCAAGCAUACGAGACGCAUCCUUCAGGUGAGCCGACCAUCAGGGGCAUUGGAGUUGCAGGAAGAUCUGGAGGAUGACGGACUCUACAAUGUCUUGGCAGAGAUGGAUGUGAACACGAAGAGGCAGAUCGCUGAUGGCGCCGUCCCGGCUGCGUCCUGCGCAGUUUCAGUGCCUGUGAAGGACGGCCCCGGCGAAUAUGCCGAGACAGCUGUUGACCAUAUCUAUUACGAGACUCCGUAUGGCAUAAAGCCACUUGAAAAAUAGAUCAAUCCCCUCCUUCCGCUUCCAUCCCGACACGAGUCCGCCAACAGAGGGCGACAAACCUCUGAAUGUAUUGUUGCAUCCGAUGUUCUUUCAUUACCUUUUAAUCCAUGAAAACAAACAUUUAGUUUUAUUUCAAAAGUCUAAUUAUUUUUGACGCUCAGUUUCGUUUGAAGGCCGAUUCAUACAUGGCACAAAUGCGAGCAGGAACUAUCGCGUUGCGAAUUCGUAAAAGUCUAACACAUUUAUCUCGUGAGAGAAAUUUUGGUGCAAAUAUUCAAGAUGUCAACUUCACUUUGUUUUCGCUUUCGCCUGAAGUUGGAAUCGGUCUUAACGCGAAAACAAUUCACCCUCAUAUUACCUGUUCAUAUAUUAUGCAUGCAGUUUCCAGACAAAUAUUUUAAACAAAUUAAAACCAAAUAAUAAUACUUCCAAAUAGGUACAUGUUAACGUGGCAACUGUGCCUGUGCUAUUUCACAAAUUUCGUGCUAUAAAGCGCAUACAUAACUGAAAUCUGCACUCUAAUUAAAACACAGCCUUUUUAACAUUACAGUCUCCUGAUUUUAAGAAUCAUAAGAUAUUACGAUAGAGUCAAAGCAAAACAAAUCGUCGAAAGGACUUAGAAACGAUACAAUUUGCCCCAAAAGUUUAAUUUGAAGUGUUGACUGAUAACUAGAAAACUUUGAGGAGCAACAUGUAUGUUGGAUUAAGUGCAUGUGCAAGUUACGAAAAUAGAGACUCAGUGCCAAGUAAUAGUUUUCAAACCAAAGAGUGAGAUUCAAGAAUAAUCUUCGUUUCAUUAGCACUUAUGGGAUUCGUAACGCUGCUACUUAUAAACAGUGUUAAUUUUUGCAGCAUAAUCCACAGAUUUACUGCGAAAAUUGUGUGUAGCAGUUUGUUGAGACUUUUCUAACGAUUCCUGCCCUCAGAGGGUGAGUACAUGUCUAAAUACUAGACAUAUUGAGACUAUUUGAUGGACAGUUUUCAAGCACAUGAACAUUAGGAACUGAACAUGUAAUGUGUAGUUUCUAAAUGUUUCUUAAAAGUGACAGCAACUUGAAGAUAAGGCUUAAAUGCUAACUGUGGGCUGAUUUCUUGCUUUUACACAUAAAAACUUCGCAGAUAAAUGCAUACAGUGCGAAAGCGUGCCCUUUUUCCUUUACCAUCAAAAGUUUAUAAAAGUGCCAGAUAAAAUAACUCAUCACUUGCAGUAUUCUGGCGUUUACUUCGACUUAAUCACAAUAUUAGAUUCCUCCACUUGGGUUACCAUUACACGGAGACGAUUGAUGCAGGCAUGAGGAAAACGUCUGCAGUUUGCAAGUGAAGAUAUAACUGAGUUCAAGGUAUUGUACUGUUUGAUUUUAUUCAGGUCAACAGAGCAAAGGAGUGCUGUUAGUCUCAACCAUUACAUCAGUUGUGUUUUAUAAUAUUUAAUUGAAGUACGUUAACCAGCUCUGGAGCAUGGUGUUAAUAGCUGAAUAGAAGAAUCAAUGAUGAACCCCCCCAUGACAAUCGAACAUCACAAAUUAAUUGACCAUCAAAUGUUUUCCCAUCAUCCGUUAAAACUUUCCUUUCUUGAAGGCUUGUUUUAACGUUAUUUUUUCCAUGUGCAGAAGGCUUCUAUGAAAACAUCGUGUGCAAUCACGUGGUUAACCUCAAGUUUAUAAACGUUUUUCGGCUUUAUACCCGGCUUCAUUGAUUUGUCCUUCGAAGAAGAACUGAAAGAACAACCGUCAGUAGGCCUAAUGGGAGCAGUGACCACCCUGCCCCCCGUUUUUUUUCCUGACAAACGAAGAUACAAUACAUAUAAACCUCUACAUCCUAACACAAUGAGCUCUGUAUCCGAAAUUUCAGUCCCGUGUAGACAACGGGGGGUGCUUGAAAUCGUUAGCUAUUUUAUGGGUGAAUUCUGGUCUGAGCCCCCCCCCCGACAAAUCCCAGGUGCACCACUGAAAAGGGGCAGUUCUGUGUGUGGUAGUGCGCACCUCGGCACUGUAAUCACUUCCGAGGAAGCCACCAAUCCAUUUCCCUUUAAUAAUUCCCAACACCUACCCACGCAAAAGAGAGCGAAAUCCUAAAUUGAACACAAAAUAUGUAUUCUAAGUCGCAGGUUAUCAGGCUUCGGUGCCCACUGAAAAAAUGUUUGCACCCCAGCGCCCCCAAAAGUCACCCCAAUAAUGCCACUAGUUGACAAUAAUGUGCUAAAGGCUGGAUUCGGGGGGGGGGGCAAAAAACUUGGAUCUUUUUUAUGAAACCUUUCAUUGCCGUAAGUGGUGAGGCUACGUUUAAGGGCUUUUUACACGCUUUUGGAAGGAAGGGGAGUGAAAUAGACCCCCCCCAAAAAAAAUAGUGGCCUUUCUCUACUAAUUUUCCCAAAAACAAACAAUGGGCUCUUUAGGGUUUCAGUCCUUAACUGAUGCUGUGGGUUUGCCAGGAAUAUUUUUCCAGGGUUUUCCUCCCGCCUCUAAAGUUGAACAUUUCUUCAAUGUCUUUCCCCCUCUGCUGGGGCCGUUGGAGAGAGCAGUAUGUAAUUGACAAGGCUUUACACUGGUUGUACAAGGAAAUAAUUAACGGCUACUGACUGCUUCGAUGUGGGCUAUAAUGUUUAAACAAGCGAGGUACUCACAGUGCCCGCUCGCAGGUCACUGUAUAAAUCAAUUUGUUGAGCCCAGAAAUUCGUUUCAAACAGUUGAAAGAGAAUAAAUGAAAGCAACAUCUGAGUGAAUAUGCAAUAAUGUUCGAAUAAAACAGCACAUUCAACUCA